AUGCUGAUCGUAUGUAAUUACUAUAAAAAUAUUUAUCCCCAGGUAAUCGAAAUGAAGAAUCAGAGCGACGUGGAAGAAUUUGUCUUACUCGGAUUUCCCACCUUGCCUUCUCUCCAGAUGGCUCUAUUUGUGAUGUUUUCUGUAAUUUAUAUGUCUACUCUUUUCUGGAAUAUCCUCAUCAUAAUUACGACGUCAGCCAAUGUUCAGCUGCACACCCCCAUGUAUUUUUUUCUGUGCAACUUAUCUUUCUUGGAGAUUAGCUACAUAUCUGUUACUAUCCCCAAAAUGUUGCUUAAUUUUCUGCUGGAAAGCAAUUCUAUAUUAUUUGCAGGAUGUGCCGCUCAAAUGUAUUUUUUCAUUGCAUUGGGCAGUAUCGAGUGCACGCUGCUUGCCGUCAUGGCAUACGAUCGGUACGUGGCCAUAUGCAAUCCGCUGCAGUACGUCACGGUGAUGAACAUCACACGUUGCCUAAAAUUGGUUGGUAGCUCAUGGCUUAGCGGGUUCCUUAAUUCUAUGCUUCAUACUAUUUUUACGUUCCGACAUCGAUUUUGCUCGUCCAACAAAAUAAAUCAGUUUUUCUGUGACAUCCCACCUUUGUUGAAAGUGGCCUGUGGCGAUACAACCACAAACGAAAUUGUUUUGUUCCUUGUCGGAGGAAUUUACGGAUUUGGAUCUUUUCUGGCAACUUUAAUUUCUUACAUACAUAUUAUUUCCACCAUCCUAAAAAUCAAAUCCAAAGAAGGACAAAGGAAGGCGUUUUCCACCUGUACCUCUCACCUUAUCGUCGUGACGUUGUUCUUCGGGACCUCCUUCUUUACGUACUUAAAACCAACACCCAAAGGCGAGCAUGAGCAAGAGAAACUCAUCCCCGUGUUCUAUGCGGUGAUCACGCCAACAUUAAACCCCAUCAUAUACACGCUAAGGAACAAGGAAUUCAAAAGCGUGCUGAGGAAGAUGUGUAUGAAGGAGCUUGGGACUUACAAAUAUUAG
Spea bombifrons (plains spadefoot toad) is the source of this 990-nucleotide messenger RNA. RefSeq names its product olfactory receptor 5V1-like. Gene Ontology annotation, cellular component: membrane. Lineage: Eukaryota; Metazoa; Chordata; Amphibia; Anura; Pelobatidae. Gene Ontology annotation, molecular function: G protein-coupled receptor activity; olfactory receptor activity. The transcript has a single exon. The coding region runs from base 1 to 990 and encodes 329 amino acids. Gene Ontology annotation, biological process: G protein-coupled receptor signaling pathway. The record is from RefSeq and is a predicted model, not a curated record.